Prorocentrum cordatum is the source of this 335-nucleotide messenger RNA. The record is from the annotation of a GenBank genome assembly. Lineage: Eukaryota; Dinophyceae; Prorocentrales; Prorocentraceae.
CUGCCCCCGCCGCGGCCCCGCGGAGAGCGAUGGCGGGCUCCAGGCCGGCGUCCCGCGCCAGCAGCGUGGGCAGCCGCCCGGGCAGCCGCUCCGCGGCCUACCGCACCGUGGGCAGGAAGAGCAGCGUCGACGAGACGCUCUUCGGCAGCGCCCAGAGGACGCAGCUGCCGGACAUCCACCAGGCCAGGGACGCCCUGGCCGGGAAGGACCCCGCGCGCGCGGGCAGCGCCCGCGGGGGCAGCGCGCGGCCGAGCAGCAGGCGACCGCCAGCGCCGCGCGGCGGUGGCGGCUACCCCUCGCGAAGGAAGCGUGCGUCAUCGACGCCGUGGAGCUGA